AUGGCGAUAGGAGGAGGUCGCGACGGGACAGAGUUGGGGGCGGAGGCUUCCUGUUCCUGGGUCACGACGGGACGGAUGCUUGCGGCUGCAGCUGGGUCGCGAGUCGCGACGUCACGUCGCAGAGAACGAGUCGCGACCAGCAACGAGAGAAGAGAAGGUCGCCGUCGCCGUCGUGAUGGUCCGAGUCUCCGAGACUCCAUCGACGGCGCGCUGGUCCGAGAGUCUCCGAUGGCGAUGGCGAUGGGCGAUGCUUUCAGUCUCGAGGGAGAGGGAGGCGGCAGGCGGAAUGAAGACUGA
This is a messenger RNA of Linum trigynum, 297 nucleotides long. Lineage: Eukaryota; Viridiplantae; Streptophyta; Magnoliopsida; Malpighiales; Linaceae. The record is from the annotation of a GenBank genome assembly.